CAGGUAGCAAGACCGGUUGUACUUUAGGAAUACGGACAAAUCUUCAUCCUCUGCUCGUGAGGGAGUGUGGGGGGCGGAAUUAGUUGUCUCUUUAAGAAAGUUUGCGCGUAUUAAAGGGCUAAGGCAGAAGCCGCACCGAAGUGUCGCGAGAACCGUAACUACCAGCAACUUCUCGCGAUGUUUGGCCCCACGAAAGGUGGCCAUUUUGGAGUCCCCCCGGCGGCUGGCUGCCCCGGCGGCGUGUCCCAACCUGCUGCCGGGACCAAAGCUGGCCCCGCGGGUGUUUGGCCUGUGGGCGGCCGGACCGACACGAUGUGGCGGCUCCGCUGCAAGGCCAAGGAUGGCACCCAUGUUUUGCAGGGGCUGUCCAGCCGGACCCGGGUGCGGGAACUCCAGGGCCAAAUUGCCGCCAUCACCGGGAUCGCCCCCUGCGGUCAGCGAAUCCUCGUCGGAUUUCCACCCGAGUGCUUGGAUCUCAGCAACGGGGACACCGUUCUGGAGGACUUGCCCAUUCAGUCGGGCGACAUGCUGAUUGUUGAAGAAGACCAAACCAGGCCCAGAACUUCACCUGCAUUUACAAAACAUGGUGCUCCUAGUUACGUCAGGGAAACUUUGCCUGUACUUAGCAGAACUGUGGUCCCAGCAGACAACUCUUGCCUCUUUACCAGUGUGUACUAUGUCGUUGAAGGAGGAGUCUUAAAUCCAGCUUGUGCCCCUGAGAUGAGACGCCUCAUAGCACAAAUUGUAGCAAGUGAUCCAGACUUCUACAGUGAGGCAAUACUGGGAAAAACAAAUCAAGAGUACUGUGACUGGAUCAAAAGGGAUGAUACUUGGGGAGGAGCAAUUGAGAUAUCGAUUUUGUCUAAGUUUUAUCAAUGUGAAAUAUGUGUAGUGGAUACACAGACAGUAAGAAUUGAUCGUUUUGGGGAAGAUGCGGGAUAUACUAAAAGGGUUCUGCUUAUUUAUGAUGGCAUCCACUAUGAUCCACUUCAGCGUAACUUCCCUGAUCCAGAUACACCUCCUCUGACCAUAUUCUCCUCUAACGAUGAUAUUGUUCUUGUACAAGCACUGGAAUUAGCAGAUGAAGCUAGAAGAAGGAGACAAUUUACUGAUGUAAACCGCUUCACCCUAAGAUGCAUGGUAUGUCAGAAAGGAUUAACUGGACAAGCAGAAGCAAGGGAACAUGCCAAGGAGACAGGCCAUACCAACUUUGGAGAAGUGUGAUCCAUGCACAAAUGAGGGUUGGAGCCAGCUACCUCACAGAUCCAGAAGGCUCUGGGUUUUCCAAUAAGCUAUUCGUAACCCUAAAGAACAAAAGGACACAAUGCUUGAACCAUCCUUUUAAAACCACUAAGACACUAAAAUUCCUUGUUAAGAUUAAAAUUAGUGUGCAAGUUUACAGAUGUGUGUCUACAGUGGUGAUACAUGCCCUCUUUCUGCUGGGGUGACAGUGGGGCCACCUACUGACAUUGACUUGAAAAUUGAGUUUUAGUGUUAUAAACUAGUACCCAGCAGCUUUAACUUGUAGAAGAAAACAGCAUCACAUUUUGGGUUAUGUGGAUGGCCUCGUGAGAGGCCACUGGACAUGUACCACAGUGUCUCCAAUAAUAGAGUCCUUUUAAAACUCUGAGUGAGUGAAUAGUUUCUAAAUUAUGAAUUGAUUCAUCAAAUGAAGAUACUCAGAAUUGUCAAAACUGAUUUUAUAUUGCAAUUUGGUAGACUUUAUAAAUGUGUACUUAACCACUUAUAAGUACAUAACAAGCAAUUUUUACAGGGACGAGUCUCUUCCUUGGGAAUGUUACCUAAAAACAGGAACUGAUAGUUCCUUGUUUAAGAUUUCUGGUGUAUAAAAGUAGAAUGUAUGAGGAAAAAGGUGCCUGAGCAGCUUACUGAAGCUUUAAAAGACCGUUGGCCUCGUGUUUUAAUGCAAUUCAUGUAUUGGUCUUUGUCACAUUGGAUGAAAUUUUUAAAUUAAGCAGGGUAUUUUUUUUAAUUGAAAUUCUUUGAAAUUUGAGUGUUCAACUUUUGCUUUUUUACAUAAAAAUUUGUCUGGGGGGAUUUAAUUUUCUCAGCUUUUUGUUAAGAGCACUUCCAAAAAACAUCUCCAUCUGUUUUGAUUUGGUUUUUGUAAGAUCUUUUGCAUAAGUAAACAGUAUUUGUUUUUCUGCUAGCCUUAUCCCUCCACUAAUUUUUUUAAAAUAAUUCCACAUUUUUGCAAAUUAGCACUUUGCUUAUCUGCAAUCUUUGACUUUUGAAGAGUUUUAAAGUAAUUGGGAUUAUACUGUUGAAUGAAUUUGUUUCACUUCCAAAAUAUGAAAGUUUCAAAAUCCUUGCCUUAUUCAGCUUUCUCAGAAUUUUGCUUCUUCCUAAUAUUAGAUGUGUAACCAUUUGUUUGGUGGACUGAUUCACAAGGCACACCCUCUAAAACUUAGCUUCACUACAAGAUCUUCCAGAUAAAAUUCUCUACCUCUUUUCUUAAUUCUUCUGAAGAUCAGGGAUGCAAAAUUAUAAUUUGUUAUGUAUUAUCUCACAUAAUGUGAAGAGGCUUAAUGUUGUGAUGUUUUGUUAUCUUGGUCUCAUUUUUUAUUAAGUAUCUCACUUAGAAAACCAAUGGUACACUUAAAAGCACUUAAAUCUCUUUUGGCAUAUCUUCUUGGCAAAUGUUUUAAAAUUGAGUUUUACUUUUAGCACUUUCACUUGGUGAAGGUGGCCAUGUAAAAUUAAGGAACAUGUGAACAAUUUAGGAGAAAAGUACACUUAAGGAACAAUUCACAAAGUAUGCUUGAAAUCAUCAGAUGACAUUUCUUGAGUAUAUUUUGUGUGUAUAGCUGUUUUAGGCAUUUUAAGCUAUUGUGGUCAGUAUAACUUAAGAGUGUUUAAUUUUCUGUUUUACUGAGCCUUAAAAAUAGCGCUUGUGAGCUUAGGAUACUUAAUGUUUGGCAAUCAUGUACCCGACUCUCAUCUGAUCUAAAUGGGUUUUGUAUCUCUCUUAUUUCCCCCAGAAAAAAUUAAAACUGUAAAUUAAGGAUAUACCACUGGAUAACAACUAUCAAAUUGAGCUUUAUGCAUCAUUCAUAAAGCUCACAAAGCUUGCCUUUCUUUGCUACUUCAGGAGCCAAAUUUGACAUUUGCUUACUGGAAUUUUAGAUCCAGAAGUUUAUUCAUGCAACAAAUAUUUAUUGAGUAAUUUUUACAGUGCCAGGCAUGUUUUGUUAUGUUUCCCAACUUAAAUUUCUGUUACUUUAAAAUUGAAUAUAUAUUAUCUAUAGUGGAUUAAUUUAACAAAUGGAAAGAAAUACAACACUGAUAUUUUACAAAAUUAAACCCCUUCAUUUUAAGUGUUUUGUUUACAUAUUAAGUGUCAAAUAUUUAUACAGGGGAUCUUAUUCCAUUUUAUCUGUUACCUAGGUUGUCCAUUCAGCAGUUGGACACUGAUGCUCAAAUUGCUUUCAAAGAUGACUUUUUAAAUUAAUCAUCUGAAAUUCGGCACUAGUUAACGUAGUGUUCUGAUCAUGAAAAAUUCAAGAUGUAGCAUUAUUUGCAGAUCAUUUGAUUUAGUUGUUGAGGAUUAAAAAUUGAAACUUCUGUUCAUUCUAAAUUCAAGCUUGUAGGCCUCACAAAAUUUACAGGGUUUUUUUAACUACACUUAUUAAACUUGUGAAAUUAGUUAUUAAUGUGAGUAAAGAGAAUUUCAAAAGUAUGGAUUUAGAACUGCAGCAGGAUUAAAAGAAACUUUGUCUUACAUUUGUACUGGAGCAGAAUGAAAUCCUUCUUCCUAUGCAUUCAGUUUUUGUCUGCCAUACAAGAAUUUUGAUCAAAACAAAGACAGUUUACAUUAGUGGCAGAGUGAAUAAAGAUUAUGCUUUCCCACUCUACCCUCCUCCUCUUUUCCCUUAUUCUUCUUUGUAUUAAACAUUAGAUGCAGUGUUACAUGAAGAUACACUCUAGAUAAAGUAGGUUUCAGAAGUUAAACUUAAUAUCCCUGAGAAUUUUAUGGUGUGGUAGCCAUAUGAAGACAUCAGUAUGUUAAUCUUUUGUUAAUAGUUCAUGUUUGAUUUCUUAAUUGUUUCCCAUGAAUGAUAAUUUGGUACAGUCAAGUGAUAUCUUUGAAGCUUGGCUGCUGGUCACAUUGACCCCACUGUUAGGGACUAGCGUAGUCAUACCAGUUGGUUAUUCCAUAAAGUUCCAGCAAAAUCAUAAUCAGGAAUUAAUUAACAUGACGUUAUCUAUCUGUGCCCCUAAGUGCCCAUGCCUAACCUGCUUAUCUAGUUUAUUCCUCUGUCCUGUGUAGGAAUUAAAACAUGGGUGUUGCAAGUUGCCCUCGCUAAACAUAGUUUUCUAUGUCUUUUUGAAAAAAUUAGAAUGGGGAGUAUACAAGAUUAAGCUACAGAGUGAUUUUUUUUUUUUGACAACUCUGGUGGCCUUCCUAAAUAUACUAAGAAUUCUUUCAUGUGUUGAGACACACCUUUAUCAUUGUUUGCAGCACUUUAAAAAAAUAUGAAAUAAAAGUUUACAUGUUAGACCUCUCUAGGGAUCUUGUUAAGAACAUUAAAAUACAAUUUUUGAACUGCUAACCAUCAGCUCUUCUUAAAUAUUGUCAUCAUUGUAUAGUGUAUCUAGCAGUACAACAUUCUGGUGUUUUGGUAACAGUAGAACUCAAUUUCAGUAACUAUUAGGAGCUAGGUGUGUGCCCUAACAUUAAAAAUGUUACUAUUAUAAUGCGAUUGUCCUUUAUCAUUUAUUGAACAAUGCAAUAUUUAAACUUGUAGCACAAAGAUGACUGGUAAUUUCUAAAAGAUUAGAUUCUUAAAACUCUUCAUUUGUUUCUAAGUAAACUUAUUUUAAGGAAGCUGAUUUUUGAAUCAGGGGCCUUAAAAGUAUCAUAUAUAAGCUACAUCAUUUUUAAGUCUAAAGUAAAACACUUGAGUAAGCUAGUUUAUUAACUAAAGAUGUUGUCUUAUUAAGUGUUAUAUUUCAGCACAUUUCAUUCAACAUAAAAAGAAUAUAAAAUGUUCCUGAUUGUGGGAAACUGUGAGUUUUCCCUCAAAAUUAGCUAGCAUUUCGUUUACAGUGCUUUGACUAUUUGACUUAGGAAAAAUUAUUACACUGAUAGUGAAUUGUGGGGUGCUGAUUUAGGUCUUCAUUCAUAUGCAUGUAAAAGAAGUUGAUAACCCUCCCAUGGUAUUUGAGAGUGAAGGGAGGAACGGGCAGGAGGAUAAAGUAUCACUAAAAAAGAAGAGAUUGUCAAAUGGAUGCAUUCCUAGUCAUGAAUUAAGCUUCUCAGAACAUUUUUAAAGCAAUGCCUUUGUUACAUUAACCCUUCUCCAUUUGUUGGCAUAGAAUGUGGCAUGGCCAUAGGUGAAAAAACUUGUCAUUAAAUUGUAAAAUCAUGAAUAUAAGCAUUUUGCUAUGAUGCCCUUUUAUACUUAUGUUUUUAAAAGUACUAGUCUACAUGGAGGAAUUUAGGAAUAGUGGAAAUAUAAUUUGCUUAAGUGGUAGGUAAACAGGAAGGUUUAGAAUUCCUACUAAGAUUACAUGAGUCUGAUUUUAUAAGUGGUAUGGGAUAUAUAGUUAAGUGUAGAUCAUAAGUUAAAGGACCAGGGGACCUAAUUCUUGUCAGUUUCCAGUUUACAUUGGUGCCAUUUAGGACUCAGGCUGUUUACAGGAAAUAUGUACUUAGCAAAGUACUAUUUUUCCUUUAAAAAUUUUGAAUUCAGCUUAAAAUACAGAAUAUGUAUAGCUUGCCAAAAGGGAUAGAGAAUAAAAAUAUUCCUGUAGUUCCUGUAUUAAUGCAGUAGAGUCAAAGGUUCCUAAAGCCAGAAAAACCAUAAGUAAAGACUCAAAUUUAGAGCUUUAGGUCAUAACUUGAAAAAGUAGGGAAGGGCAAAACAGAACAUAAAAUAUUUUUUCUUAAUGAGGAUGAACAGUGUUUUCUUAUUUUAAGAAUGUUUUGUCUAUUUGCCAGCAUUUUUUUUUAAAGUUAAUGCACUGCUGCUACCUGGAAGGUGUCUAAUUUCAUUUUGUACAACUUUUAUGUGAUUUUGCCAUUGUCAUUAAGAUGCAUUAAUUUUAUUUAUGCUGUGUAUGAUUUUAAAUAUCUAAAUGCUGUAUGAAGCGACUUGUGUUAAAGAAAUAAAUGAAGUGAAAAC
This is a messenger RNA of Lemur catta (Ring-tailed lemur), 6149 nucleotides long. RefSeq names its product YOD1 deubiquitinase (gene YOD1). The transcript has 2 exons. Gene Ontology annotation, biological process: endoplasmic reticulum unfolded protein response; protein deubiquitination. The record is from RefSeq and is a predicted model, not a curated record. The coding region runs from base 178 to 1224 and encodes 348 amino acids. Lineage: Eukaryota; Metazoa; Chordata; Mammalia; Primates; Lemuridae. Gene Ontology annotation, cellular component: cytosol; nucleus. Gene Ontology annotation, molecular function: cysteine-type deubiquitinase activity.